Messenger RNA from Lagenorhynchus albirostris (white-beaked dolphin), 2242 nucleotides. RefSeq names its product olfactomedin 2 (gene OLFM2). NCBI's taxonomy places the organism in Eukaryota, Metazoa, Chordata, Mammalia, Artiodactyla, Delphinidae. The record is from RefSeq and is a predicted model, not a curated record. Gene Ontology annotation, biological process: signal transduction. The transcript has 9 exons. Bases 613 to 1776 code for a protein of 387 amino acids.
CCGCGAGGCCGGGGAGGCGGCGGCAUAGGGUCGCCCGGCCCGGCGGGCGGGGUAGCGCCUGGUGGCGGUCCCCGUGCCGAGGCGUCGCUAGGGCGGGCGGGGAACGGGACGCCGGGCCGGGGGCACGUCAUGUGGCCGCUCACGGUCCCGCCGCCGCCGCCGCCGCCGCCGCUGCCGCUGCCGCUGCUGCUGCUGCUGUGUUCAGGCCUCGCCGGACAGGACCCACAUACGGGCUGGGAUGGGAAGUGUGCUCAGAGCCAAGCAUCAGGCCACACACACUGGGUGCUCAACUGAUAUGUGAGCCCCAAAGAAGUAAAGAGAGUCAGCUGAGCGAGAGAUGAGAGACCGAAAGAGGAAUGGUGGUGUUGAUGCUGAGCCGAAGAUGAAGGAGCUGGGGCGACACCUAGUGGUAGAAUGAGGUUGGGUUCCUGAGAAGCAGAACCCAAGACAGGGAUUUGGAGCACAUGACUAAUUACCCUCUUCCAAAGCCCAGAGGAAGGCUGGCAGCUGUACACCUCGGCCCAGGCUCCCGACGGAAAAUGCAUCUGCACGGCCGUGAUCCCCGCGCAGAGCACCUGCUCCCGCGAUGGCCGAAGCCGGGAGCUGCGGCAGAUGAUGGAGAAGGUUCAGAACGUCUCCCAGUCCAUGGAGGUCCUUGAGUUGAGGACGUACCGUGACCUCCAGUACGUGCGAAGCAUGGAGACCCUCAUGCGGAGCCUGGAUGCGAGGCUCCGGGCGGCCGACGGGUCCCUUUCGGCCAAGAGCUUCCAGGAGAUGAAGGACAGGAUGACGGAGCUGUUGCCCCUGAGCUCGGUCCUGGAGCAGUACAAGGCGGACAUGAGGACCAUUGUGCGCCUGCGGGAGGAGGUGAGGAAUCUCUCCGGCAGCCUUGCAGCCAUCCAGGAGGAGAUGGGCGCCUACGGCUACGGGGACCUGCAGCAGCGGGUGAUGGCACUGGAGGCCCGGCUCCACGCCUGUGCCCAGAAGCUGGGCUGUGGGAAGCUGACGGGGGUCAGUAACCCCAUCACCAUUCGGGCCAUGGGGUCCCGCUUCGGCUCCUGGAUGACUGACACGAUGGCCCCCAGUGCGGAUAGCCGGGUCUGGUACAUGGAUGGCUAUUACAAGGGCCGGCGGGUCCUGGAGUUCCGUACUCUGGGAGACUUCAUCAAAGGCCAGAACUUUAUCCAGCACCUGCUGCCCCAGCCGUGGGCAGGCACGGGCCACGUGGUGUACAAUGGCUCCCUGUUCUACAACAAGUACCAGAGCAACGUGGUGGUCAAGUACCACUUCCGCUCGCGUUCCGUGCUGGUGCAGAGGAGCCUCCCUGGGGCCGGCUAUAAUAACACCUUCCCCUACUCCUGGGGUGGCUUCUCGGACAUGGACUUCAUGGUGGACGAGAGUGGGCUCUGGGCCGUGUACACCACCAACCAGAACGCAGGCAACAUCGUGGUCAGCCGGCUGGACCCGCACACCCUCGAGGUCGUGCGGUCCUGGGACACCGGUUACCCCAAGCGCAGCGCCGGCGAGGCCUUCAUGAUCUGUGGCGUGCUCUACGUGACCAACUCCCACCUGGCCGGGGCCAAGGUCUACUUCGCCUACUUCACCAACACGUCCAGCUACGAGUACACAGACGUGCCCUUCCACAACCAGUACUCCCACAUCUCCAUGCUGGAUUACAACCCCCGCGAGCGGGCCCUCUACACCUGGAACAAUGGCCACCAGGUGCUCUACAAUGUCACCCUCUUCCACGUCAUCAGCAGCGCUGGGGGCCCCUAGGGGCUGCCGUCGUCGCUCACGCAGCCACGUGAGGGCCACGGGAGCCCUUUCUACUCCGCCUGUGUCCUUCCAAAUUUAUCUUUCUGUCUGUGUCCUGCCCUCUCUCUCUCUCUCCCUCUCCCCUCCUGUACUGUUUUUUCUCCCUCCACCUUUGCGCCCAGCUUUCAUUCUCUGCUUCUGUUGUCAGUGCGUUUUCUCAGUAUUGUCUCUUCUUUAUUGAUCUCUGAUUUUGAUACUUCGCUUUCUGUUUAUUGAGGCCUCUCUAUCUUUUAUUCGAUGUGACUCUCCAGCUAUCUCUGCCUGUCUCUCUCCCUCCCUCCCUUCCCUCUUUGCGUCCCACUCAGUCCUCCUCCUCCUGGCUUCACGUCCCCUCCUCCCGACCCAAGGAGUUGAGUGCAUGGAUGUUUAUUUUAUUUACACCUUUUCUUUCCGGGUUGCUGGAAUAAACGGGACCUUUGACAUUUCA